AUGCAUUUAUCACUGGAUACCAUGAGCAUGGUGGACGACAGCUGCCUCUCGCCCAGCAACUUCCACGAGAUGGGCAAAGGUGGGGGCUUCGCUGCGGGGGGCCGCGUCCACAGCAUCGAUGUCAUUCUCGGUUUCAGCAAAGACCAGGACCCCCUGCUCAGUCCUGCUGGGGCCCCCGGACCCAAUAAAGUGGACAUAGAGGGCCUGGUGGAGUCCAAUGGGAAGCUGCAGGAACCCUCAUCACACCCGUCCUACAGCGGGCACCUGGUCUCUCUGAGAAAUGGCAGCACAGAGCAGCAGCAGUACCACGACACUGGCUUAUUCACAAAUAAGUGCGAUGAUGAGCUGAGUGAGGCGAGGAAGAGCGUCGACAGUGACGAAGGCAAGUGUCCGGAGCCCUGCAAGGAAGAUCAGCCCAAGAAGAAACACAGGCGCAACCGCACCACGUUCACCACCUACCAGCUGCAUGAGCUGGAGCGUGCCUUCGAGAAGUCCCACUACCCAGACGUGUACAGCCGAGAGGAGCUGGCCAUGAAGGUGAACCUGCCUGAGGUCCGAGUUCAGGUCUGGUUCCAGAACCGCAGAGCUAAAUGGCGUCGGCAGGAAAAAAUGGACGCCAGCACAAUGAAGCUCCACGACUCUCCCAUGCUGUCCUUCAACCGCCAAGCGCCCGUUCACAGCAUGGGUCCGAUGGCCAACUCGCUCCCCUUGGACCCCUGGCUGACCUCUCCCCUGUCCAGUGCCACGCCGGUCCACAGCAUCCCCGGCUUCAUGGGUCCACCUCAAGGCCUCCAGCCCAGCUACCCCAGCCACGGCUUCCUCAACUCCAAUCCAUCCAUGGGUCAGGGGAUGCAGAGUAUGGCUCCGCCUCCUUACCAGUGUCAAGCACAGUACACAGAGAAAUACCCUCUGGAGGACGUGGACCAGCGCAGCUCGAGCAUCGCUGUACUGAGAAUGAAAGCAAAAGAACACAUCCAGUCUAUGGACAAAACCUGGCAACCCAUGUGA
Limanda limanda (common dab) is the source of this 1008-nucleotide messenger RNA. RefSeq names its product retinal homeobox gene 1 (gene rx1). The record is from RefSeq and is a predicted model, not a curated record. Gene Ontology annotation, molecular function: DNA-binding transcription factor activity, RNA polymerase II-specific; RNA polymerase II cis-regulatory region sequence-specific DNA binding. Gene Ontology annotation, biological process: positive regulation of transcription by RNA polymerase II. The coding region runs from base 1 to 1008 and encodes 335 amino acids. The transcript is spliced from 4 exons. NCBI's taxonomy places the organism in Eukaryota, Metazoa, Chordata, Actinopteri, Pleuronectiformes, Pleuronectidae.